This is a messenger RNA of Aspergillus piperis CBS 112811, 1662 nucleotides long. RefSeq names its product fatty-acid amide hydrolase. The record is from RefSeq and is a predicted model, not a curated record. The transcript is spliced from 7 exons. The coding region runs from base 1 to 1662 and encodes 553 amino acids. NCBI's taxonomy places the organism in Eukaryota, Fungi, Ascomycota, Eurotiomycetes, Eurotiales, Aspergillaceae.
AUGUCACUCUCGUGGGAGCUCCAGGCACAAAAGGCCAAGGACAUUCUCCAACAGUCAAUCCCCAAACAAUGGCUCCUCCCCGCACAUAAGCUACCCUCGGCCGACCUGAAAAAUGUGGAGGACUUUCCCCGCAAAAGCGGCCUUCUCUCGGCGAGAGAGCUCAGUAUAACCGACAUGUCUGCCGCUACCCUAGUGCAGAACAUGGGGGCUGGGAAGCUCACGGCAGAGGAGGUGGUCGUGGCUUUCCUCAAGCGAGCCGUAUUGGGCCAUCAACUGCUUAACUUCGCUACAGAGUUCCUAACCGACCGAGCAAUCGGUCGAGCCAAGGAACUAGAUGAGUAUUACAGGCGAACCGGAAGGCUAGUUGGGCCUUUGCACGGUGUCCCGAUAAGCGUGAAGGAGCAUGUUGGAGUCAAGGGCCAUACAUGUAAUGCCGGCUAUGUAGCCUGGGUGGACGACAUUGCAACAGAAGACUCCCUCAUACUACAAUGCCUCGAAAAGGCAGGUGCCGUCUUCCACGUACGGACCAACCAGCCACAAUCUCUCAUGCACCUCUGUUGCAGCAACAACCUCACCGGAACGACGCUAAACCCUUACAACCGCACGCUCAGUGCCGGUGGUUCCUCAGGUGGUGAAGGCGCUUCGACCGGCUUCAAAUGCGCUCCCCUAGGUAUCGGCACAGACAUUGGAGGCUCAAUCCGAUGCCCCGCUGCAUUCUGUGGCUCCUAUGGCUUCCGCCCAACAGCCCUUCGCAACCCAUUAUCAGGUGCAAAAGCACCCAAGGAAGGCCACGAAUCCAUCCGCGGCGUAAUCGGACCUCUCGCCAGCCAGAGCGUGGAAGACAUGGACAUCUUCCAGCAAGCCAUCAUCGACCAAGAGCCAUGGGAUGUCGAGACGUCUCUAGUUCCAGUCCCAUGGAAAAGAGCCAAACCCACCAAAAACAUGACCGUAGCCAUCAUGUGGGAUGAUGGCGUCGUCCGCCCUCACCCCCCGAUAACCCGGGCCCUCAACCACGCCAAAUCCAAGCUCCUAGCCGCCGGCAUCAAAGUCAUCGAUUGGGAACCAUAUAAGCACAAGCACGGCUGGGACAUCAUCUCGGCAAUGUACUUCCCCGACGGAGCCCUCAGCCAGCGCAAACUCAUCGCCCAAACAGGCGAACCAAUCCUCCCCUUAACAGCCUGGGCCUUCGACUACAGCAGUCCCACACCCCUAACUAUGGCCGAAUCCUGGACCCUCAAUGUCCAGCGCGACGUAUACAGAGACGAAUACCACGCGUUGAUGAAAUCCAGAGGCGUGGACUUCAUCCUCUGUCCCGUAUACGCGGGCGUCGCCUCCGUUCUCGGUGAAUCCCACUACUGGAACUACACCGCGGUGUGGAACAUUCUCGACCAGCCGGCCGUGGUAUUCCCAUCCGGCCUGAGCGUGGAUGCACAGCUGGAUCAAUUGACCAGCGAGCAUAAGACGUAUAAGCCUCGAGACGAAGUUGAUCAGCGCGAAUGGAGUAAGUAUACCGGUCCGGAACGGUACGAAGGUGCGCCUAUUGCGUUGCAGUUGGUGGGAAAGCAUUUCAAGGAUGAAGAGACUCUGGCUGCUGGUGCUUUGGUUGAUGGGAUCUUGAAGGGAGGAGCAGAGCGGAGCACUACUACUAGAUCUAGGCUCUGA